AUGGACGAGACUAUGAGCGACGCUCUCGAUUCCCGCGAGAUGGACGACCAAGAACAGACCGAGCAGAAGAUCAUCAACGAGGAGUACAAGAUGUGGAAGAAGAACAGUGUCUUCCUCUACGAUAUGCUGUACGGCCGCGCGCUCGAGUGGCCGACGCUCACAACACAAUGGCUGCCGGACAAGAAACCCGUCGAAGGCACCAACAUGAGCCAGCACCGCGUCAUUCUCGGCACCCAUACGUCAAACCAAGCCCAGAACUACCUCCAAAUCGCCCACUGCGAGAUACCAGACGCCCGCGUUCCAGACCUUACCGAGCUCAACGAGGAGCGGGGAGAGAUUGGCGGCCACGGCAAUGCGAAGCGACCCUUUGACUUCAAGAUUGUGCAGAAGAUCAACCACCCCGGCGAGGUCAACAAGGCCCGCUACCAGCCUCAGAAUCCCGAUAUCAUAGCGUCGCUCUGUGUCGAUGGCAAGGUGCUUAUUUUCGACCGGACUAAGCAUCCGUUGCAACCAAAGGAUGACACCGUCAAGUUCGAGGCGGAGCUUGUGGGUCACAGCAAAGAGGGCUUUGGCUUGAGCUGGAGUCCUUUGAAAGAAGGACAUCUGGUGACUGGUAACGAAGAUACUACAGUCAAGACAUGGGACAUCAAGAGUGGCUUCUCUAAGAACAGCAAGACCAUCAGCCCGACGGCAACAUACAACAUCCACAGCGCAACCGUCAACGAUGUCCAAUACCACCCAAUCCACCACCAGCUCAUCGGUACUGCGUCAGACGACCUUACCUGGCAAGUCAUCGAUACUCGUCAGGAGGCAUACAAGAAGGCGCUGUACAGGAAGGAAGCCCACGAAGACGCGGUCAACUGCAUCUCGUUCCACCCCGAGUUCGAUUCGAUGCUUGCGACGGGUUCUGCCGACAAAUCGGUGGGAAUCUGGGAUCUUCGCAACAUCGACAAGAAGAUACACAGCCUGCAGAGCCAUCGCUCAGAUGUCAUCGGUCUGCAGUGGCACCCGCAAGACGCUGCUAUCCUUGCCAGCUCUAGCUACGAUCGCCGUGUCCUCCUAUGGGACUUCAGUAAGAUAGGCUCUGAACAGACGGAGGAUGAGCAAGAAGAUGGGCCCCCUGAGCUAUUGUUCAUGCACGGUGGAUUCACCAACCGAAUCUGCGACUUUGACUGGAACAAGAACGACCCUUGGCUCAUGAUGGGUGCUGCCGAGGACAACCAGCUGCAGAUCUUCCGCCCUGCGCGCAAACUUGUCGAGCCGCUUAACAAGACUGUGAACCAUGGAGAGGUCUCAGACUGA
Molecule: messenger RNA, 1302 nt
Organism: Alternaria ethzedia
Lineage: Eukaryota; Fungi; Ascomycota; Dothideomycetes; Pleosporales; Pleosporaceae
Exons: 3
Coding region: 1-1302 (433 amino acids)
Biological process (GO): regulation of gene expression
Cellular component (GO): Rpd3L complex; cytoplasm; Rpd3L-Expanded complex
Molecular function (GO): histone binding
Source: RefSeq, a predicted model, not a curated record